Molecule: messenger RNA, 669 nt
Organism: Neolamprologus brichardi
Lineage: Eukaryota; Metazoa; Chordata; Actinopteri; Cichliformes; Cichlidae
Gene: ier3ip1
Product: immediate early response 3 interacting protein 1
Biological process (GO): endoplasmic reticulum to Golgi vesicle-mediated transport
Cellular component (GO): endoplasmic reticulum membrane; Golgi membrane; COPII-coated ER to Golgi transport vesicle
Source: RefSeq, a predicted model, not a curated record
CUGGGAGUGGCGGUAGAAGAAGGAGGAGGAGAAGAAGAAGUUGCCAGCAUGGCGUUUACUCUUUACUCUCUCAUCCAGACCGCUAUUCUGUGUACCAAUGCAAUCGCUGUGUUGCAUGAGGAGAGAUUUCUCAGCAAGAUUGGUUUCGGUGUUGACCAGGGAGUUGGAGGUUUUGGAGAUGAUCCAGGAAUCAAAGCCCAGAUUCUCAAUCUCAUCCGCUCAGUCCGGACUGUCAUGAGAGUGCCUUUGAUAAUAGUGAAUUCUGCCUGCAUCGUCCUGUUGCUGCUGUUUGGUUGAUCUUCGCCUACCAAACUUAGGUGGAGGACCACAAACAUGCCAAUGAAAAGCCACUUGCACAAAAUCCUGAACUCUUUGCCAUUUAGAGACUUCUGCCACUGUCAGUUAUUGGGAGGGCGGAAAUGUUUUUCAACUGACCGGCGCUGAAAUAGAAGAUCAACUGCAGAUUUUUAAAUGCAAAGAGUAGAAGAACCGAAAAUUAGCUGGUGCAGACUUCCUGUUGUGUUUCAUCACCACUAAAAGGACAAAAUUGAUAUAAUUUUGACGAAGUCAUGACCACACAGGAUGAUGGUUUCAUCUUGAUCCCCGAUAUCAUAUCAUUUGCAAAUGUUUUUUUAAAAUCAGUAUUUAAAUAAAUUGUUGGUACAGACA